AUGCCAACGGAGAGCGAAGAGUGUACUUUAUACUGCGACGAGGGGAAAGGAGAAGCGAUUUUACAAACAGUUCACAGCUUUUUGCUCAGUUUUGUUGGAUUGAAAACUGAAUACGAAUUGAUAACUCACUGUAAUUAUAUACCAAGAUUGACCAAUAUAAGAAGCAGUCAGCAGUGUAUACUAGACUAUAAGACAGCGGCAUCACAAUUGUCAUCGUUUUUGAGCUACUCCCCAUUUCCUGAAUUUCUCUGUUUGUUUGCAACAAGAGGAUCGAACCUCGAGAACGUUCCAGGACUUGCGGAAACGCAAGUUUUGAAUUAUUGGAUUGAUGGCAGCAAAGGAGACGAAUUUUUGGCCAAUUUCAAAGGAAGAGAGUUACACGUGUACAAAGGAGAACUAAGCGAUUCUACAGUAAUCCAGUUUCUGAAUGACUGGAUAUCGAAUUAUGGAUAUCAAAACUUGAAUGUUGUUUGUAUGACUGUUGAUGAAGAAUGCGAACUGCACCCCGAGGUAAUCAUGAGUCAAUGCAGUUUCAAACAGUUUCAUUCAAUGGACACUUUUCCGAUUUAUCGUCGUACACAAAGACUCCGAAUUCUCCCUCUCGUAUUGAAUUCUUGUGAUUUUUCCAGUCAAUUCUAUAUAGUAAGGAAAUCAGAUGGAUACGUGGCUUCGGUUAAAGUUGAAUCGAAAUCAUUGACAUUUACUGCGUGGAACAUGAAUGAGAAACAGUUUCUGGAGAAGCAUGCAAACAAGAUGCUCCAGUAA
Messenger RNA from Caenorhabditis remanei, 765 nucleotides. RefSeq lists its product as uncharacterized. The transcript is spliced from 2 exons. The record is from RefSeq and is a predicted model, not a curated record. NCBI's taxonomy places the organism in Eukaryota, Metazoa, Nematoda, Chromadorea, Rhabditida, Rhabditidae. The coding region runs from base 1 to 765 and encodes 254 amino acids.